Messenger RNA from Hemicordylus capensis (graceful crag lizard), 2290 nucleotides. RefSeq names its product amphiregulin (gene AREG). Bases 171 to 839 code for a protein of 222 amino acids. Gene Ontology annotation, biological process: positive regulation of mitotic nuclear division; positive regulation of cell population proliferation; epidermal growth factor receptor signaling pathway. The transcript is spliced from 6 exons. NCBI's taxonomy places the organism in Eukaryota, Metazoa, Chordata, Lepidosauria, Squamata, Cordylidae. The record is from RefSeq and is a predicted model, not a curated record.
CCGCAUAUAUAUCUCUCUUUGGAUGGAGCGCCGCCGCCGCCGUGCUGUGCUGUGCUCUCACCGGCAGCUGAAGGAUUCCCACGGAGCUGCCUUUGCGCAUACCCCGCUAGCUUGCUCGCUCGCUCUGCAGGAGAGCCUGCCAGCCCCCGCACAAAGCCCCCUUGCCCUCAAUGCACCGGGUCACGCUUUUCUUCCUCCUGCCGCUGUUCUGGGGCUCAGUGUGCCAGCAUGCUGCUGGAUCAGGGCUAAAUGUGACCGAAGGAAAGCAAAGUAUGCCCGUUUUGAGGACUCUCCACACAUCAGGAACUGAGAUGUCUUCAUCUGGUGCUGAGGAUGAAGAGACUGAAGAGGAGGACAUGAGGGAGUUAAUGGUACCUCAAUUCCUUUUGGGUGACUCAAGCAGAGCUGAAUCACAAGUUAAGAAACCACCAAAAUCAGAAAGUAGGAAAAAGAACCCUGACAAACCAAAAAGAAAAGGAAACAAGGGGAAGAAAACUAAGAAGAAAAGCCGAACUCCAUGUGAGAGAGAGUAUAAAACCUUCUGCGUUCACGGUGAAUGCAAAUAUAAUGAACGUCUCCAACAAGCGGCAUGCAUAUGCGAUCUGCACUACUUUGGUGAACGUUGCGUUGAACAGUUCUUGAAGACGCACAGAAACGACGAUGCAGCAAGCCACUCUUCCACAGUAGAGGUAGUGGUGGUGGUUGUACUCGCAGUCCUUGGUGUUAUUGUCAUUGUACUCAUUGUACUGCGGGCAAGAAGAAAAUAUCCUAAAUAUGGUGAAAAAGAAGAAAGAAAAAAGCUUCGGCAAGAAAAUGGAAGCUCCAGCAAUGAUGUCUAAAGAGAAGUGAAAAGAUGAAGAGGCUGUUGCUGAAGCUCUUGCUAUUCCAUAGAGGCAUGUCUAAGAAGGUCAAAUCAAGAAUCUUGAUGAACCUGUUGAGACUGAUGAGGCCUUGCCUGCCCUUUGGAGGAUGCUGCAAAGAGGGAUUUAGUGCUCCCCUUAUUUCUUGGCAGCUGCCAAUGAUUGCAGAACAUGCUGCAUUUGCAGGAAUUAACAUCUGUAGAUUUUACAGCCACUAGAGAGCUGACUCACCUGCUCAGCACUGAAAAGACUAUCAAAUGGCUGUUACCUUGUGGACUUUUUUUUUGCUCGUGUGUGUCACCAGUGUUCUAUACUGAGAGAGUUUACAGAUAAAUCGGUGUGUGAGGAGGGAUGCCAAGAGAGGGACAAAGGAGGCAAACUGCCCCACAAGGCAGAGGGCCCCCAAUAACAGCAUAUGGGGGUGCAGGAGGAGAGUUCUUGGGGCUGUGUUGGCUCAAGUGGCCUCUCUGCAGUUCUCUGUGUGAGACAGAAUUUAGGAGAUGUGAUAUGACUACAAAGAGAAAUUCUUUACUGACCACCACCACCACCCCCAUGAAGGUGAAGGAAGGAUCAUAGCAUGCUCUCAAUUUCAUCAAUAAGCUUCAUGCUGCAUAUAGAGAAAUAUGUGUGAUUCAAGUGGGACACAUGGCAUGCGGCGUACAUUCCCCUCCACCCCACCCAUACCUUCAUCUCUGUCAUCUUGGGGAUUCUCACCUGUAUGAAAAAGUGGCGGACAAGAAAUGUCCCGGUCUACUUCUUGUUUUGGAUGUUUCACUUGAAGGUACAUGAGCAAUUGGAGUGGUUUUCAAGGUGACUGCUGCUGUAGUUCAGUGGUGCAUGGAAGGUACAAUGAUUGACACUGGGACUGAAUCCAAGUUUCUUAUCCUGACUUGUUGAUAAACUCUGGUUGGAGCAAGCCAGGAUUUGUUGGGUUUGGACACUGGCAAAUGCUCAUAUAUGUUCAACUUCUGGUCAUGACCUAAACUUCCUCCCAUUGCUCAUUAAGGGGAGAGAUGAGAAUACACACUCAACCAUGUGAAUGUCAUAUGAAACCAUCUUUAACCAUGGUUCCAGGAGACAGCUAGAUCUUUAACAUGCAGUUAGGCUUCCUAAAUCCCAUUGAGGCUUCUUAUAGCUGAACAGCCUAACUGUGUGUAGAACUGCAAUCAGAUACCAUUAUUUUACACUACCUGAACAGGAAUGUAUGACUUCCUGCAAUAAUGCAUCUUUUAACUUGGUUACAAUGUCUUGCAUAUAUAAGACUUUUCCUGACAGAAAAGCAAAAGUUUAUUACACAACUGUAUGUUAUGUUGAUAUAAAUAUUUAAAUGCAGAUUUUUAAUGGUUGUAAACAAUGUUCUGUAUUUAAUAUGUUCAUAGAAUUAAAAAAAACUUAUUUAUUUUAUAAUUAAAUUUUUUGUACAAACGUAA